This is a messenger RNA of Dissoconium aciculare CBS 342.82, 1677 nucleotides long. Its product is annotated as IMP dehydrogenase. Gene Ontology annotation, biological process: GTP biosynthetic process. The transcript is spliced from 2 exons. Gene Ontology annotation, molecular function: IMP dehydrogenase activity. Bases 1 to 1677 code for a protein of 558 amino acids. The record is from RefSeq and is a predicted model, not a curated record. Gene Ontology annotation, cellular component: cytoplasm. NCBI's taxonomy places the organism in Eukaryota, Fungi, Ascomycota, Dothideomycetes, Mycosphaerellales, Dissoconiaceae.
AUGAACGGCGUUAAUGGCGUGGUCGAGCAGACCAAGAAGCUGCUGAGCGGGGCCUCGAACUCGAAUCAGGGCGAGGGACAGUACGAGAGUCCUGCAAAUGCUCUUACGCUUCUCAAGGGCUACAAAAGCAAGGAUGGUAUCUCUGUGGCUGAACUCAUGGAUGGGACGAAGAAUGGAGGACUUACUUACAACGACUUCCUCCUACUCCCUGGUUACAUCGGAUUUCCUGCGGCUCAGGUUGAUCUGACUUCUAAACUAACCCGUAACAUCACUCUCAAGACGCCUUUCACUUCUUCGCCCAUGGACACUGUCACCGAGGCCAACAUGGCGAUCCACAUGGCACUUCUAGGAGGCGUUGGUGUCAUUCACCACAACUGCUCGAUUGAAGAGCAAGCAGAAAUGAUCCGGAAAGUUAAGCGCUUUGAGAACGGCUUUAUCACCGACCCGAUCGUCAUCUCUCCGAACACCACUGUUGCCGAAGCCAUUGCUUUGAAAGAGAAGUGGGGAUUCGGUGGUUUCCCGGUCACUGAAAACGGCAAGCUCCGCAGCAAGCUCAUCGGAAUGGUCACCCCGCGAGACACUCAGUUUCACUCGAACCUCAGCUCGCCUGUCACCGAGAUCAUGUCGACCGAUCUAGUCACCGGUAGCGAAGGAACCGAUCUUCAAACCGCCAACGAUAUCCUCAGUAAGAGUAAGAAGGGAAAGCUUCCUAUUGUGGAUGGACAGGGAAACCUCGUCAGCCUGCUGAGCCGCAGCGAUUUGAUGAAGAAUCUCAACUACCCUCUGGCCUCGAAGGUUCCGGGCACUAAGCAGCUACUGGCUGCUGCUGCCAUUGGCACUCGCGAGAACGACAAGGAGCGUCUUGCGGCUCUCGUCGAAGCCGGCCUUGACGUCGUCAUCCUCGACUCGAGCCAGGGCAACUCGAUGUACCAGUUGGACAUGAUCCGAUGGAUCAAGCAGCAAUUCCCGUCUGUGGAUGUCAUAGGUGGCAACGUGGUCACCCGUGACCAAGCAGCUGCUCUAAUCGCUGCGGGGGUGGACGGUCUGCGAAUUGGAAUGGGUGCUGGUUCAGCUUGUAUCACCCAGGAGGUCAUGGCUGUCGGCAGACCUCAAGCCACCUCCGUAUAUCACGUCACGGAGUUUGCGGCCAAGUUCGGAAUCCCUUGUAUCGCCGACGGUGGUAUUCAGAAUGUCGGCCACAUCGUCAAGGCAGUCGCACUCGGUGCCAGCACCAUCAUGAUGGGCGGAUUGCUCGCCGCGACCACCGAGUCACCUGGUGCGUACGUCGUCGGUCCUGACGGUCAGCUUCGCAAGACCUACCGCGGCAUGGGUUCCAUCGAUGCGAUGGAGGACAAGAAGGCCGGUGGCGCAGGCGACAAGGCCAACAACACUGCAAAGAACGCCGGUACCGCGCGAUACUUCUCCGAAGGUGACCGUCUGCUUGUUGCGCAGGGCGUCAGCGGAUCCGUACUGGACCGUGGCAGUGUGACCAAAUUCCUGCCCUACCUCAUGGCUGGCGUGCAGCACUCCCUACAGGACAUUGGCAUCCAGAGCGUGUCGGACCUUCAGCAGGGCGUUCGCAACGGUGAUGUGCGAUUUGAGAUCCGCACUGCCAGUGCCCAGGCUGAGGGCAACGUGCAUGGCAUGGUCGGUGUCGAGAAGAAGCUUUACAGCUAG